Messenger RNA from Marchantia polymorpha subsp. ruderalis, 2242 nucleotides. NCBI's taxonomy places the organism in Eukaryota, Viridiplantae, Streptophyta, Marchantiopsida, Marchantiales, Marchantiaceae. The record is from the annotation of a GenBank genome assembly.
CAUGUUUGCGCUAGUGACCUCUUGCACGCAAGCGCCCGUCCAGAAGGUCUAUCCAUCGGCGCCUGGCGACUGCGCUCGAUCGCUGAUGCUGAUGCGGCCACCUGGUGUGGGACGACCCUACCGCGCUCAAUUGGACCAGCCACUGUUGUUCCCAUUGUCAACCGCAGAGCUACAAUGAAAAUCACAGCAUCGCACCAAGCUCCUAUUGCCCAUUACAUCACGGAGAGGGAGAGAUUGGCAAAGCGGGAAAGAGAAGCAGACGGAGGGACUGUCUGCAAUCAGGCACCUGAACCGGAUCCGGGACUGGGCCAAUUUAGGCUCGGCUCUUAACCUGCAGCCAAUUUAAGAAAGCAAGCCCGAGCAGAUUACGUAACCCCGGCCACCACCCUGGCAAGGGCAUGCAUCGCUCUGCACAGUCCCGGCAGAAGGGCGGGGCUUUAGAGCGUACUGUACAGUUGCCCCAGUUGCCCCCAGCGCACCACGGUCGCCGUUGGCGACAUGGAGGCUCGCUCGCUCGCAUGAUGGAAGUCGGACUCGGAGAUGGCGAGUUUCGACCUCGAGAACGAGCCCCGCUCAGCGGAACGCUUUUGCCAAGCACAGUCGCUGAUGUAUGAGCACUAACUCGCUCGCUUGUUCGCUCGCUGCCUCACUCACUCAUCGUCGUCCACCACCUGGAUGGCGGUCAACGAUCCUCCCUUGGCGUCGGGAGCUCGUCGUCCUGAAAAGGCUCAUCAAGACAUCUAUCUGUGUCGAGGCAGCAACGGCAGCGGCUCGCGAGCAUUCAGUGCAUAGUCGAUCGUCGGGCCAUGCCUAUGCCUAGUCGACAUGCUGCUCCCAAUCCGACGACGCAUCCCACAGCCUUCAUGCACCCGAAAGAGGACCCCGAGGCCAGAGUCAAGCAUCUGGUUACGCCUGGAGGAUUUGGGCUGGUCGCUGAGCCGACGGUGAUUUUGGAUUACCACUUCGGGCCGGUCAUGUCCGGCAAGGGAGACCAGAUCAAGCUGUUCGUCGUCUACUACGGGACGUUCUCGAAGAAGCAGAGGGCGACUCUGAACACCUUCUUCAAGUCGUUCUGGGCCGGCACGAGCCGCGACAAGAGGGCGACCGUGGGCAAGUGGUGGAAGAUCACCCGCAAUUACGUGGACUUGUACAACUCUCCCGUAGCUAAGAGCAUCGUCCUGGCUGGGGAGAUGUCGGACCGAUACUCUUUGGGCAAGGAUAUCACCCAGAACGACAUCCAGAGCCUCGUGAUCAAGUCCAUGAAGAAAUUCGGUGCCGACGCCCGCUCGCUGUACCUGGUUCUGACGUCCGACGACGUGCUGGUCGAGAGAUUCUGCAUGAGCGUCUGCGGCACCCACUUCUACACCUUCCCCUCGGACGCCACCAAGUCUCAGAUGGUGCCUUACGGAUGGGUCGGAAACCCGUCCAAGCAGUGCCCCGAAUUCUGCAGCUGGCCUUACGCCGCGGGAGGAUUCCAGACCAAGGCUCUCAUUGCACCCAACGGUGAUGCUGGAAUCGAUGGAAUGAUCAUCACCAUCGCCAACCUUCUUGCCGGUAUGGGAACGAAUCCUUACGGAAACGCUUUCUUCCAGGCUGAUGGACUCGAGGCUUCCGGCGUUUGCCAAGGAAUUUAUGGCAAGGGAGCCUUCCCUGGCUAUCCCGGAGAGUUGCAGGUCGAUAAUUCCACGGGCGCCAGCUACAACGUCGUCGGUGCUAAAAACAUGAAGUUCCUCGUGCCCUGGAUGUGGGAUCCUACGACCCUUCAAUGUACGGGCCAAGCUUAAGAAAAUUUAAAGUCAGCAGGAUUUCGGCCAGACAAUUUGGAUUGAUUCGUCUGCAGUAAUGUGAACUAUUUUUUGAAUCCUCAAUAAUCGAGUCUCGCUUCCGGUGUCCGAAGUUCGGGAGGAGGCUGCGAGUGAGUGAUUGGUCGACGAUGGAGAAUUCGAUUCUAAACCGGACCCCGAAACCACCCAUUUCGACGGCCAGAUGCACUCUCAGCAUGUCUGGUUCUUCAAAGGUCCAAUCAACUUUCGUGUUUUACCACACGGAGACUAAAUGUGCGCUCUGAGAACUGUCAGUCAGUCUUCUCUCUGCCUUAGCUGCUACUAUCAGGUUGAAAUUCGAGUAGAUGUUCAUUUCGAGAAAGCAGUUUGUACAUCCCGAGGAAACUUCUUCGUGACUUAGAAUUGCAUUUGUAUCGAAAUUAUUUGUACUUGUACAUAUUGGAAAUUGUCAUUCGGUG